Messenger RNA from Pollicipes pollicipes, 867 nucleotides. RefSeq lists its product as uncharacterized. The record is from RefSeq and is a predicted model, not a curated record. Lineage: Eukaryota; Metazoa; Arthropoda; Thecostraca; Pollicipedomorpha; Pollicipedidae. The coding region runs from base 286 to 867 and encodes 193 amino acids. The transcript is spliced from 6 exons.
UCCAGCCAUUUACAAUUUUUUGAACGUAUGUUUUGGUGUGAGUUGCUGAUGCUGUGGGUGGAGGUCUUGGACUCCGCGGGGGUGGCGCCGCGGAUUUUCUUAGGAUGAAAACAGAGUAUUCACAGCCUGUCAGACCCCCAAAUUCAGGGAUGACACCACCUGAGGACAGGCUGCAGGAGGAGCAGGAUCACCCCAGCAUCCCAGUCCUGGGGUGUCGCUGGGGACUGGGUGAGGGCAUCAGCCCUGCAGUGUUCAAGCCUAUUCCAAUUCCACCACAUCUCCUGCAUGAGCAGGGCCAGCUGGAGCCUGGCGCGCCGCACGUGGGGUCGCGGCCGUGCCGCCGGCCUCACAAGCCAUGACGACCCGCUGCCGUCGCCCGGCCGGCUGUCCAGCGUCGGCGUCACCGGCCUCCCCAUCUGCGAGCAGAUCAGCCGGGUGGACGUGGCCAUCCAACAGGCGCCGUGCAACUUCAACGACUACAUCAUCCCCCGCUCGCCGGACGAAGACGCCUCCGCCCCGCCGGCUGCACCAGCUCCGCAGCACCGACUGCCCGAGAUGCGCAGCUGGGCGUCCCGGCGGCAGCCCGACUGGGCCGACGCGCUCGAGCCCUAUGGCGACGUGGAGGCGGUGGACGCGGCGCAGCUGCCCACCAACAUGCGGCACGCGCAGACCGCCGGCGGCGGCGACGCCGGCCUGCGAGCGCUGCAGCGGCUCAACAGGUCCAGUGACUCGGAGCUCGACCUGCUGGAGGAGUGCACCAACUCGUCCGACAUGUCGAACGGUGAGAGUCCGCCUGCGCCGGGCCGUCGGGGGACGCUGUGGCGGCUGGCGUAUCCGUGUAACUGUACCGCGAGCGGCCCAGCGUAG